AUGAAGAGUCUGCUGACGCCACUGCCCGAGAGCCUCCCUGCAUCACUAGCCACUGUCAGCUCCACCAUAGUCUUUGACAUCUCACCAAAAGGCAAGCACUUCAGCUGCAUCUCUCUGGAGCUAUUUGCAGACAAAGUUCCAAACACAGUGGAGAACUUUUGUGCUCUGUGCACUGGGGAGAAAGGAUGUGGCUAUAAAGGUUCCUGCUUUCACAGGAUUAUUCCAGGAUUUCUGUGCCAGGGUGGUGACUUCACAUGCCAUAAUGGCACUGGUGGCCAGUCCAACUAUGGGGAGAAAUUUGAUGAUGAGAAUUUCAUCCCAAAACAUACAAGUCCUAGGAUCUUGUCCAUGGCAAAUGGCCCCAACCCAAAUGGUUCCCAGUUUUUUGUCUGCACUGCCAAGACCAAGUGGCCAGAUGGGAAGCAUGCAGUCUUUGGCAAGGUGAGAGAGAGCAGGAAUAUUGUGGAGGCCAUGGAGUGCUUUGGGUCCAGGAACAGCAAGACCACCAUUACUGACUGUGGACAAAUGUAA
Molecule: messenger RNA, 531 nt
Organism: Lontra canadensis (Northern American river otter)
Lineage: Eukaryota; Metazoa; Chordata; Mammalia; Carnivora; Mustelidae
Product: peptidyl-prolyl cis-trans isomerase A-like
Exons: 1
Coding region: 1-531 (176 amino acids)
Biological process (GO): protein folding; protein peptidyl-prolyl isomerization
Molecular function (GO): peptidyl-prolyl cis-trans isomerase activity
Source: RefSeq, a predicted model, not a curated record